AUGACGACACCACCACCAACAACAACAGAAAAUAAAAGUCGUGAUGAACUAUUUGAAAAGGCGAAGACAUUAAAUGAAGAAGAAAAAUGGGAUGAUGCAAUGGAACAACUAAAGGAAAUCGUUUCAAUGCAAGGCGGCGACAUGAAAAGCGCUGAAAUUGAAUUAAUGAACUGGGUGGUCUGCAGUAAAAUUACAAGUGCUGGUUUCGGAGAUGAGAAGAAAGAUGCAUGUAACGCAGCAUUAGAACUUAUUGAACCAAUCAAAGUAUGUCGAGAAGCCGAAUGGUUGAUUAAUUAUGAGGCGACAUUGUACGAGUGUUUUAGUAAGUUGAACAGCUGUGUUCGCGAUGAGGAGCGCGAGAAUGCGUGGUGUAAAUUAAAGGAAUGUUAUUUGGAAGUGUUGAAAGCAUCGCGUCGAGUGUGGAAGGAGAAGAAUCAACCUGAGCGUUUAGCGAUUUACGUUAAUUUAUCAAAGUUGUCGAAGUUUUAUUUGGAUGUGGCCGAUUUAGAGACCAUUGGCAUCUGUGAAGAGGCGGCCAAGGAAGCGAAAUUCAUUGGCAGAGGGAUACUGGAUGAUGAGCAAUUUCAAGACGCAUCUACGUACAUAAAUGAAAUUAAGAAAAAUAUCGCAGAUGCGCAAAAAGGAAAAGAGCACCUUAAAGAUGAUUAG
This is a messenger RNA of Anisakis simplex (herring worm), 669 nucleotides long. The record is from the annotation of a GenBank genome assembly. NCBI's taxonomy places the organism in Eukaryota, Metazoa, Nematoda, Chromadorea, Rhabditida, Anisakidae.